AUGGCGAAGGAGCCUGCGUUGGAGCCCCUGGAAUGCAUGAACUGUUCCUCGACCCACGGAGGGAGCUACCUGCAGCCCGAGCCUGUGGAUUGUCAUAGGACCUGCCUGACUGUAGGAAUUGCAGCUCAUCGGCAGUUCCCUGGAGACGCCUUACUGGCAGACCUGGAAUCCACCACCUCACAUAUCUCCAAACGACCAGUGUUUCUCACGGAGGAAACUCCUUACUCCUACCCAACUGGAAACCACACGUACCAGGAGAUUGCUGUGCCACCCCCAGUGCCACCACCACCUUCCAAUGAGGCCCUCAAUGGCACUGUGAUCGACCCCUUAGACCAGUGGCAGCCCAACACACCCAGAUACAGCCACCAGCAGCCUCAGUCCCAGUCUCCUGUAUACAGCUCUAGUGCCAAAAGCUCCAGUGCCUCAGCUCCUAGAGACGGGCUCAGCUCUCCUACUCCCCGUGCCAGUGAAGAGGAACACGUCUACAGUUUCCCAAACAAGCAGAAGUCUGCGGAGCCAUCUCCCACAAUGACCAGCUCCUCUCUGGGCAGCAACCUCUCAGAACUGGACAGACUCCUUCUGGAACUGAAUGCUGUUCAACAUACUCCUGCCAGUGGCUUUACAGCAGAUGAGGCUGGCAGAAGCCCAUCACUGCCCAGYGUGGCUGGCCAGCACUAUGUUGUCCCAGAGAACAGCAGCUCUGGGGGAGGGAAGGCUGCACCCCCAACAAAAGAAAAACCAAAGCGAAAUGGUGCACGUGGGAUCGAAGAUGUGCGUCCCAGCGUGGAGAGCCUKCUGGAUGAGCUGGAGAGCUCUGUGCCAACUCCAGUACCUGCGAUCACUGUGAGCCAGGGCGAGGUGAGCAGCCCUCAGCGCGUCACCGCCAGUCAGCAGCAGACUCGCAUUUCUGCUUCUUCAGCUACACGAGAACUAGAUGAGCUGAUGGCAUCUCUCUCUGACUUUAAGUUCAUGGCCCAAGGAAAAAGCGGGAACAGCUCCCCUCCAUCCACAGCCUCCAAGCCUGGCAGUCAGCUGGAUACCAUGCUGGGGAGUCUCCAGUCUGACCUGAAUAAACUGGGUGUAGCUACCGUUGCCAAAGGUGUCUGUGGAGCCUGCAAGAAGCCUAUUGCUGGGCAGGUGGUUACAGCCAUGGGGAAAACCUGGCACCCUGARCACUUCGUCUGCACCCACUGCCAGGAGGAGAUCGGGUCUCGGAACUUCUUUGAGCGGGAUGGACAGCCCUACUGCGAGAAGGAUUAUCACAACCUCUUCUCCCCUCGCUGCUACUACUGCAACGGGCCCAUCCUUGAUAAAGUGGUGACGGCUUUGGACAGGACAUGGCACCCUGAACACUUUUUCUGUGCCCAGUGUGGAGCUUUCUUUGGACCUGAAGGAUUUCACGAGAAGGAUGGCAAAGCCUAUUGCCGCAAGGACUACUUUGAUAUGUUUGCUCCCAAGUGUGGAGGCUGUGCCCGGGCUAUCCUGGAAAACUACAUUUCUGCCUUGAACACUCUGUGGCACCCUGAGUGCUUUGUCUGUCGGGAGUGUUUCACCCCGUUUGUCAACGGCAGCUUCUUCGAGCACGACGGGCAGCCCUACUGCGAGGUGCACUACCACGAGCGCCGCGGCUCGCUCUGCUCCGGCUGCCAGAAGCCUAUCACAGGACGCUGCAUCACUGCCAUGGGCAAGAAAUUCCACCCCGAACACUUUGUCUGUGCCUUCUGCCUCAAGCAGCUCAACAAAGGAACCUUCAAAGAGCAGAACGACAAGCCCUACUGCCAGAACUGCUUCCUCAAGCUCUUCUGUUAAGAUUCACCAUAGAUGGGCGCUAAAGCAUCUUUCUUGCCACCCCCUUGGCAGUUCUGUCUCUCUGAACAUUACUGUGAUUUAGGAACCUUACCAGGCAGGGAAGGAGGGGGGUGGGGGGUGGGGAGUGCUGCUAUGGAGAGGCAGUAGAUCCAGAGAAGAGAUGGACCAUUAAACUGGAAACGCCCUUGCUGUGUCUCAGUAGAGAGAGGCCGAGAUCCCUCAUUACGAUGUGUGUGUGUCUGUGUGUGUGACUGACAGCUGAGCUUAGCUCGAGGGCUCCAACAGGGAGAUUUUCCCAGCCCCCUCCUGGCAGCAGGAGGCUUUGCCAGUACAUUUCAGACUGAGUCAGUUCUCUGAGCAAAUCAUGACACUUGAAGACAACACAACCCUCUGCUUUGACACCUCAKGCGUUUGCUUGCACGUGUGCAGGGUGAGCGACAGCACAGCGAGGGCACUCUGUGACCUCAGUGCCAUCCUGGCUUUGUUCACAGAGUCCCACCGUGCGUGUGACUUGCUGAGACCAGAGCAUCAGCACAGGCAGCCAACACUGCAAGGGUCUCUCCAGUUCCAUUACACUGUAAGGAGAUAAUACCACUUACUCUUUUUUUCGUCUUUUUUUUUUUUUUUUUUUUUUUUUUUUUUUUUUUUUUUUUUUUUUAAUGAAGAAGAAUCAAGAUGUUACUGUGUGGGGUGAUUUUUCUUUUUUUUUUUCUCUAGUUUGUUACUCCCUUUCUCAAUGCCUUUUCUCAGUGCACUGGAGCAGGAGGUGGGGUAAGCCCUGAUCMAAUCCCUCAGCACUGUUGUGCUCUCCUGUGGGGACAUCCCGUGCCAGGCAGCUCCAUAGAGGCAUCCCACCCAGGCCAGCUCAGGGCAUCUGCUCCCCUCACCUGCUGCUCCUGGGAGAGAAGAAUAGGCAUUAUCCGUUCUUUAAACACAGGUGCAGAGAGGUCAGAGCAGCCUUUUUCAUCCAUCCCUGUCAUGAGUGAGUGUGAUGCGCAUGUGUUUAUCUGGCCUGAAACUCUUCCAUCUAUCAGGGCCUGAAUCUGUCACAAGAGUGCAGAGAAGGAGGGGUUUAAGAAGCCAGGAAAAAAAAAUCCUAAAUUUAUAUACUUUCUUCUUCCAGUUUGCUAAUGAACCUAUCAGGCCCUUGGUUUUUCCUUUUUCUGUGCUCUUGUUAAACAUGUUCUACUGAGAGAUGCUAUAGCAAUAACCUUUUAUAUUGACUGUUACUGGUAUAACAAGUCCUGGGGGUCAGGUGUGCAUGACACACUUGGAGUUUUACUAUCAAAGUGAAUACUGUAUCCUGUCUUUGAUAAGAACUGUAGAUUUCUACACUGAUUUUGAAUUCAUAUCUAUUUACUUUUAAUCUUCUUAUACAGAAAUUGGUUUUGAAGUGAUUUUAAGAAAGCAACUUUUAUAUCAAGCUGUGCUGUUCUAGGCAGUGUGCCAGUUGUGCUGGCUUACUGCAUCUGUAACCUCAAUGCUUUGUUAAGCCUAACUAACAUUCAAUAUUUCCUUUUUGUUGYGGGUUGGGAGGGGCUAGAAUCUAUGGGGAAGGGAAUAUGACUUGURUUUUUUUCCCUAGCACAGGCAGGUGCACUGUGAAUAGGUUUGGUUUGGGUUUUUUUCCCUUCCUCUGGAUCACCUAAAAGUAUGAUUUUGGUUUUAUUGUAACCUGUAAACUGCUGUAUUUGAAUCACCUGCCAUUCUCCCAAAGCUCGGCUUCCAGGAUGUUAAGAGUUAGUCUCAAUAUUAUGCUGCAGAGGAAGGAGCUCAGAGCUUUGCCCUUGAUUUCUCCUCUUCAGCUGCCUGAAACCACAGCAGGGUUAAUUGGGGAAGGGGCUCCUUUUCUUCUGUGGAAGAAAGGUCUUGUGACUGAGGAGAAGAAACUGGGAGACAGACUUCCUGACUAGCUUUGGGCCAGUCACUAAACCUUACCGUGCCUCAGUUUCCCCAUCUGUAAAAUGGGGGCAGUUUAGCCUGGAUUUGUGAGGUCAUUCUGAGGCCUAGUUCAUGUUUGCUAAAGCACUUUUAGCCCUCUGGCUGGGGGUGCUAUGGAGAGGGAAGCAUUGGGCCGAAAUUCCCAGUGGCAUUCUGUGGUACCAACCCUGGGAGCGGUGUUUGGAAUUACUGCUCCAGAGAGCUGCUGUCUGUCACCAUCAGCAUCUGGUUGUGUUUUGCAGCUUGACAGGUGCAUUAUAGGGUCCAGAAGUGGCUGUGUCAGAAACCGGCCCUGGAAGCCAUGGGUCACUGUCCUGUGUAACCUCAUCACGGUGCUGUGCUGCCCUGCUCGGGUCAUUGAAACUCUCCCACUGCUUUCCCCCGACAAACAAACCUCAGCAUGUGGRUGUGGGGCCAGAGGGAGCUGUGGGAGCACUGGAGCUGUGUCAGCUGGGCUGAGCAGAGCUCUGGGAAAUAUUUGAGGCAAGAAUUCUUAUGCAUUUGCCUAUUCAUCUUGUAAGUCUAUUUGACCUAAAAUGGAUGUUCCUAAGCUGCCUGUGUUGAUCUCUCUGGAAAGGUCAACUCCCUUGGUGCCGCUGAGGGGACACACAGCUCUUGUGUGGAAGUGCUGGAGACGGGUGAGAUGUUUCUGGCACUGCCACUUUGUGUGACACCCGCAAACUGUGUAAUCCUGUGCCUCAGUUUCCCUGUCUGGGAAGUUCAACCUACCUCACUGCUAGUUGAGGCUGUGUCAGUGACAUUUGUGGCACAUCUGGGUGUGGGAUGCUGAGAGSAGGCUCCGCUGGCCUUAGUGCUUAACCAAGAUAAUUUCACACUCACCUGCCUUCAUCUGGUGCCUGACAUCAUGGCACACCGAUGCUAGUCUGCCAAAUAACMCCUUGUGAUGUCUGCCGCUGCUGUGGGUGUCCAAAAUGCCUGUCGUUCAUUGCAGUUGUGGCUUUACGGUAGCACAGCCGCUGUUGGGGUGUGUGGGGGCGAGGGCUGGGGAUGGAGGUGCUCGGGGAGGCCUGUGUGUUCACCCUCGGGCCAGACGCUAUCCCUGGGGAAGGCCUUUCACAUCACGGCCGGGCUGAGCUAGGGGAAUCAACGCUGGGUCGACAAUUAUUUGAUUCUUUCCUCCCUUGUAAACUUCUAACUCCGCUUUUUUUUUUUUUCCAUUUAAAAUUCUUGCAGUUACGCCAAUAAAAUUUUUACCA
Molecule: messenger RNA, 4967 nt
Organism: Malurus melanocephalus (red-backed fairy wren)
Lineage: Eukaryota; Metazoa; Chordata; Aves; Passeriformes; Maluridae
Gene: PXN
Product: paxillin
Exons: 13
Coding region: 1-1809 (602 amino acids)
Biological process (GO): endothelial cell migration; transforming growth factor beta receptor signaling pathway; substrate adhesion-dependent cell spreading
Source: RefSeq, a predicted model, not a curated record